AUGGCGACCUUCGCGAAAUCGUUGGCGCCUCUCAAGACGGUGCAAGAGAUCCAGUUCGGACUCUUCUCACCUGAGGAGAUCAAGAGCAUGAGUGUAUGCCACAUCGAGUAUGCAGAGACGUUGGAUGAGCAGCGCCAGCGGCCGCGCGAGAAGGGCUUGAACGACCCUAAGCUGGGCACCAUCGACCGUAGCCAGAUGUGCGCGACCUGCGGCGAGAACCAACAAGAGUGUCCUGGGCACUUUGGCCACAUCGAGCUGGCCGUCCCAGUCUUCCACGUCGGCUUCAUCACCAAGAUCAAGAAGAUCCUCGAAUCAGUUUGCCACAACUGCGGGAAGCUCUUGGAAGAUGAAAACAAGCCAGAGUUUGCCAUGGCUCUGAAACUUCGCGAUCCGAAGCGGCGGUUCGAAGCAGUCACACGCCUCUGUAAGCCAAAGGACGUUUGCGCAGCAGACAUCGAGGACAAGCCUGAGGAUGGAGAUCCCAACGACCUCAAGAAAGACAAAGACAAGCGCAGGGCUCACGGUGGCUGUGGAAACACUCAACCCACCAUUCGCAAGGAGCAGCUCAAGCUUACUGGCACGUGGAAGAACCCCAAGGGUGAGGAUGGCGAAGACGGUGGUGUUGAGAAGCGGACGAUCACGCCGCAGAUGGCUUUGAACAUCUUUCGCAACAUCUCCGAGGAAGACCUCCAGCGCCUGGGUCUCAAUGUCGACUACGCCCGUCCUGAGUGGAUGAUUCUGACGGUGCUGCCUGUCCCACCGCCAGCAGUCCGUCCCAGUAUUUCGAUCGACGGCACGAGCCAGGGCAUGCGCUCAGAAGACGACUUGACCUUCAAGCUGUCAGACAUUAUCCGUGCAAACUCCAACGUUCGUCGUUGCGAGCAAGAGGGUUCGCCACAGCACAUCCACGAUGAGUUCACUGGUCUGCUGCAAUACCACGUGGCGACGUACAUGGACAACGAUACUGCUGGUAUCCCUACCGCCAUUCAGAAGACUGGUCGUCCAGUCAAGGCCAUCCGCGCACGUUUAAAGUCCAAGGAAGGUCGUCUGCGAGGUAACCUCAUGGGCAAGCGUGUCGACUUCUCGGCACGUACCGUCAUCACUGGUGACCCCAACCUUGAACUCGACCAAGUCGGUGUGCCUCGAUCAAUCGCUCGCGUUCUCACCUUCCCAGAGCGUGUCACUGUCUACAACAUCCACAAGCUCACCGACUUGGUGAGGGAAGGACCUGACGGCCACCCCGGCGCAAAGUUCAUCAUCCGCGAAGACGGCUCAAGAAUCGACUUGCGUUACCACAGGAAAUCUAGUGGGAUUCAGCUCCAGCUAGGCUGGGUUGUCGAGCGACACAUCGUGGAUGGCGACUACAUCAUCUUCAACCGACAGCCGUCGCUGCACAAGGAGUCGAUGAUGGGUCACCGUGUGAAGGUCAUGCCUUACUCCACAUUCCGUCUCAACUUGUCCGUCACAUCGCCUUACAACGCCGAUUUCGACGGUGACGAGAUGAACUUGCACGUUCCUCAGUCGCACGAGACCCGCGCUGAGGUUGCCAACCUCUGCGCCGUGCCCCACAACAUUGUCUCGCCACAGAAGAACGGUCCUUUGAUGGGUAUCGUGCAAGACACCAUGGCUGGUAUCUACAUGAUGACGCGCCGCGAUGUCAUGCUCGACUAUGAACAAGUCAUGAACAUCCUUCUUUGGGUUCCAGGCUGGGACGGCGUCGUUCCACCUCCCGCAAUCAUCAAGCCAGUCCCCCGAUGGACGGGCAAGCAGAUAAUAUCGCUUGCACUGCCAUCAGGACUCAACAUCAUGCGGCCCAAGGAGAACCACAUUCCUCUCAGAGAAGAGAAGGAUGAUGGUCUGGUUGUCAUGAACGGUGAGCUCAUCUGGGGCCGUAUGGUCAAGGGCAUUGUUGGUGCUUCUGGUGGCGGUGUUGUGCACUGCAUCUUCAACGACCGAGGACCUGAUGCCACCGUCGAGUUCUUCACGGCAGCACAGCGAAUCGUCUGCUACUGGCUCCUACACAACGGCUUCAGUGUCGGCAUUGGCGAUACCAUUCCUGACGCAGAGAUGGUCGAGCUUAUCGGAAAGGAAGUUCUUGAUCAGAAGCACACCAUCGACGAGUACGUCAAGGAAGUGGAGACUGGCAACAUGGAGACGCUUCCCGGUAUGACUAUUCGAGAGACAUUCGAGUCCAAGACCAAGGCGGCGCUGGACAAUGCUCGAAACAAGGGAGGUGAUGUCGCCUACCAGCGCAUGAGACCGUGCAACAAUGUCGGAACCAUGGUGAAGUCCGGCUCCAAGGGCUCAACCACGAACGUUUCCCAGAUGACGGCUGCCGUCGGACAGCAAUCUCUUGAAGGCAAGCGUCUUCCAUUCGGCUUCAAGGAUCGUGUACUUCCUCACUUCCCCAAGGACGACUACUCACCAGCUUCGAGGGGUUUCGUCGAGAAUUCCUACCUCCGUGGUCUCACUCCUCAAGAAUUCUUCUUUCACGCCAUGGGUGGUCGUGAAGGUCUCAUUGACACUGCUGUCAAGACUGCCGAGACUGGGUACAUCCAGCGUCGUCUUGUCAAGGCACUCGAGGAAGUCAUGAUCAAAUAUGACAGCACCGUUCGCAACUCGCUUGGCGACAUCCUGCAGUUCACCUACGGUGAAGACGGUCUGGAUGCCGUGUACAUUGAGUCGCAGCCUCUGCAGAUCAUCAGCGCUUCUGAUGAGGCAUUCGACAAGAAGUACAAGCUCGAUGUCAUCAAUCCUCAGCACAAGAACCAAGCUCUCAGCCCGAAUGUGCUGGAGAUGGCCGCUGAGCUCCGUGGUGAUGUGGAAGUCCAAGAGCUUUUCGAUGCCGAGUACGAAGCAAUCAAGCAUGACCGUGUGAAGAUCCGCAGCAGUGUCGAUGAUGCAGACGAGAGUCGCUAUCUUCCACUCAAUGUUGGCCGCAUGAUCAUGAACGCACGCGAUAAGUUCAAGAUCACCGACAACAGCAAGAGUGACUUGGAUCCACGAGACACCAUUCCCAAGGUCAAGGCGAUGCUCGACAGACUCAAGAUCAUCCGAGGUGACGACGAACUCUCCAAGGAGGCCGAUCUCAACGCCACCCUGCUCUGCAAGGCACUGUUCCGCUCGCGACUGGCUUUCAAGAGACUGGUCAAUGAAGACCACUUGAGCAAGCUGGCAUUGGACAACAUUCUUGGUGAUAUCGAGAAUCGAUUCCUGCGAGCUCUUGUCAGCCCAGGUGAGAUGGUCGGUGUCCUUGCCGCGCAGUCCAUCGGUGAGCCGGCCACACAGAUGACGCUCAACACCUUCCAUUUGGCUGGUGUGACUGCAAAGACGACAACCAAGGGUGUGCCUCGUCUCAAGGAAAUUCUGAACGUUGCCGAUAACAUCAAGACACCAAACAUGAAGGUUUUCCAACAGCCGGAGAAAUACGACAACCAAGAGACUGCCAAGGAGCUUCGAUCUCUGGUUGAGCACACCAACCUUCGAGGCGUCACAGAGGAGACGGAGAUCUACUACGACCCUGAUAUUCAGAGCACAGUCAUCGAAGCAGACAGGGAUAUGGUCGAGUCUUACUUCAUCAUUCCCGAAGACGGUGCAGAGUCUGUUGAUUCGCAGAGCAGGUGGCUUCUGCGUCUCGUACUGAGCCGUCGUCAACUGCUCGACAAGGGCCUUACCGUGACCGAAGUGGCUGGAAAGAUCAAGAAUGUCUUCUCGUCAGAUGUUUCCAUCAUCUUUUCCGACGACAAUGCGGACGAGCAAGUCAUUCGUAUUCGCAUGAACAACCAGAACAAGGAAGAAGAGUCUGAGACCGAGGAAGAAGACAUGCUCAAGCGUCUUGAAGAGUACAUGCUCGACAAGGUCGUCCUUCGUGGUGUUGAAGGCGUGCGGAGAGUCUUCGUCUCGUCUGGUACCAAGCUCCACGAGAAGCCUGACGGGCAGCUGGUGAACAACAACAGAGAAGCCUCGUGCAAAGAGUGGUAUCUCGACACGGACGGUGUGCAACUGCAGAAGGUUUUGGCUGUGGAGGGUGUCGAUGCCACGCGCACGACAUGCAAUCACUUCCAGUCCAUCAUGGCAGUCUUUGGCAUCGAGGCAGUCCGCGCUGCGUUGAUGAGGGAGAUGAAGGAUGUGCUGACCAACGACGGCUCGUACGUCAACCACCGACACAUGGCCAUCCUUUGCGACGUCAUGUGCGCACGAGGCGAGCUGAUGGCAGUCACCCGUCAUGGUAUCAACCGAUCCGACACCGGUGCCCUCAUGCGUUGCUCCUUCGAAGAGACCGUCGAAAUUCUCUUCGACGCAGCUUCAUCUGGUGAGCUGGACGACUGCCGUGGCGUGUCGGAGAACAUUAUUCUCGGCCAGUUGGCGCCAAGUGGUACUGGCGAGUUCGACAUGCUUCUCGAUACCGAGAUGCUCAAGUCCGUCAGUGCCACGCAGCGACCCAUGCAAAUGGGUAUGGGCGCUGGCGCAAUGUCACCAAUGGCCGACGGAGCACAAACACCUUACGACCAGAACUCGCCCAUGUCCGAGAGCGGCUUUACUGGACCAGACUAUGGUGCCAACUUCUCGCCGAUCAUCCAAGCAGGCCAAGACGAAACUGGCGGUCUCACGGCGUACGGCGGUGGCUUCGACGGCGGUUUGAGUCCUUACCGCGGCGGCAUGAGUCCUGGCUAUGCACCACAAUCUCCAUUCAGCAGCAUGAGCCCGACUUCCCCAGGUUACAGCAACUACUCGCCUACGUCGCCCUCAUUCGGCAAUUACUCCCCAACAUCGCCGUCGGCAGGCAUGUCCAGCCCUGCCUUCGCCAUCACGUCUCCUGCGUACUCGCCAGCAAGCCCGGCAUACACGCCCACAUCGCCCAACUACUCACCAACAUCCCCGAAGUUCAGCAGCAACAACAAAGUCUCGCCGACUUCACCCAACUACAGCCCGACGUCGCCAAAUUACUCUCCAACUUCACCCAACUACUCGCCCACAUCGCCCAACUACAGCCCUACCUCGCCGGCCCAUGCGCCAGGCAGUGCGACAUCACCCAAGUACUCUCCAACGUCUCCACAGUACAGUCCGACGUCACCGCAGUACAGUCCGACCUCACCUGUCUACUCUCCGACGAGCCCUGCCUACAAUAGCGCUGGCCCAAGCAGUACCUCUCCAACCUCGCCCAAGUACAGCCCCACGUCGCCGAUAUACAGUCCCACGAGCCCAGCUCAGAACGGGUACUCGCCAGCGUCACCGGGUGCGAAGCAGAGUCCGACGAGUCCACAGUACUCUCCUACCAGCCCGCAGUACUCGCCAAAGUAA
Messenger RNA from Zasmidium cellare ATCC 36951, 5301 nucleotides. RefSeq lists its product as uncharacterized. Gene Ontology annotation, biological process: transcription by RNA polymerase II. NCBI's taxonomy places the organism in Eukaryota, Fungi, Ascomycota, Dothideomycetes, Mycosphaerellales, Mycosphaerellaceae. Gene Ontology annotation, molecular function: DNA binding. Gene Ontology annotation, cellular component: RNA polymerase II, core complex. The transcript is spliced from 3 exons. The record is from RefSeq and is a predicted model, not a curated record. The coding region runs from base 1 to 5301 and encodes 1766 amino acids.